CAGGCAGUACCCGAUUAUCAAGAGUGAAGCUCCCCAGCAAUGGCAGGGAAAAAAGUCCUGAUAGUCUAUGCACACCAAGAGCCCAAGUCCUUCAAUGGAUCUUUGCUGAAGAUUGCUGUGGAAGAGCUGACCAAGCAGGGCUGCAGCGUCACCGUGUCGGAUUUGUCCAUGCAGUUUGAGCCCAGAGCUACAAGGAAUGACAUUGUUGGUCACCUGCACAACUCAGAAGCCUUCAAUUAUGGUGUGGAAACCUGGGAAGCUUACAAGAGAGGAGCUUUGUCCAAAGACCUGGUUGAAGAGCAGAAGAAAGUGCAGGAAGCAGACCUGCUGAUUUUCCAGUUUCCCUUGUUUUGGUUCAACAUGCCUGCAAUCCUGAAGGGCUGGAUGGACAGAGUCUUGGUCCAAGGCUUUGCUUACGAUUUGUCAAAGGCUUAUGAUGGUGGUUUGCUCCAGGACAAAUUAUCCUUGUUUUCUUUCACUACGGGAGGAAGCAAAGAGAAGUAUGCAAUCAGGGGUGAUAUUCGCUAUCUCCUAUGGCCCAUGCAGCAUGGAAUCAUGCACUUCUGUGGUGUCAAAGUGCUUGAACCUCACAUCUGUUAUGCUCCAGAGAAUGUCUCUGAGGAGAAGAGGAAGGAGAUGCUGGCUGCCUGGAGCCAGCGCCUGAAGACUCUUUGGAAGGAAGAGCCCAUAGACUGCUCUCCUGAGUGGUAUUUCAAGUAAU
Messenger RNA from Zonotrichia leucophrys gambelii, 721 nucleotides. RefSeq names its product ribosyldihydronicotinamide dehydrogenase [quinone]-like. The record is from RefSeq and is a predicted model, not a curated record. Lineage: Eukaryota; Metazoa; Chordata; Aves; Passeriformes; Passerellidae. Gene Ontology annotation, molecular function: NAD(P)H dehydrogenase (quinone) activity. Gene Ontology annotation, cellular component: cytosol.